AUGUCAAAAGUGAGGAAUGGACCAGGGACUGGCGGGAAACCGCGCAGAGAUGUGCUGGCUUCGCUCAGGAUGGCCUCUAUGGAGGAAGUCUCCAGGGCCGCCCUUCCAGCAGAAAUUAUGUCUUUGAUACUCGACUACCUCUCUCCGGUCGAUCUCAUUCGGGUAGCGCGAUCGUCGAAGCUUCUGCGCGAAAUGGCAUACGAUGAUACGAGAUGGGUGCAGAAAAUGAAACGCAUAGGUUGUUGGGAUGAAUUAAAAGCAAGGAAGCAUAUCGAAGAAGCGUUUGGGACGAUAGCGGACAUGAAUAGUGUUAAGCACCAUGAAGAGGCCGAACAAAACCAAGACCCUUCGAGAUCCGUUAGAGGAACUGAGCAGAGGCCUACGAUCAAUGUGAAUUCACUCUCCGACGGCUUCGACCAGAUCGACCUGACUACGACUGGGCCCUCUGGUAUACCCGACGGAACGGAAGAAGAUCCGAUCUUGGGGGCGUUGAAGUUGGUCAAGUCUGUACGUGGGGAGGCGCGCCAGGAAUAUGGGAAGGUACAUGCGGCCCUUGCGCCGUUUUACGAUAAUAUUGUCACCGAGGGGGCCUCGUUCGACAAUUUGGUGUUCAGGAAAUAUACGGAUCCUCUACAUCAAGCGCAGAUUCUAUCCCAGCUGCAGGCCUUCGCAAAAUGCGACUCCACUGAGGGUUGGCGUGCAAGAACGGAGCAAAUCCAGUCGGCCAUAGCGAUGUUUGAGACAGAGGCUAUAAAAGAGUUUCGGCAGGGCUACGAAACCGAAGAUAUUGACGGUCGUAUGCGAAACUAUGCCCACGUUCUCUAUAAGUUAAAUGGCGGAGUUUCGGCUGUCGAGCUUUUCAUCCACCACAAUCAUUUAGUCAUACACAAGUCAGAUUUUGGCAAGGUAUCAGAUUGUAUAGAUCUACAGUCGCCGCGGGUGAAGCUUGAGCAAACUCAGGCAUUUUUCACCCGUCUGAGUGUCGCCUACAACGAAGAGGUCUCGAUCAUCAACCGUGCUUUCCCUACGUCGAUAGAGGUGGCCUCUCCAUUCAUUGAAAAGGUGGGCCAAGGAGUGCUGUACCCGUUCCUGACUGCAAUAUUCGACGAGCUGCAUCGGACAGACAUUGAAUGCUACUUGGUGGCAAUCUCCGGUACCUUCGCUCAGUGCAUGAACUUCGUGGAUAACUUGUUACCGAUCCAGGAUUCAGCCGAUAACUCCGAUGACUUUCUGAACAAUGUCAUCAGCAAAGUAUAUGAGCCACACAUGGACCUGUAUCUUGCAGAAGAGCUGGAUCAUUUCCGAAAAAUCUCGGAGGCCGCAGUGACCGAUUGGGAUAGACAGCUUUCAGAGCAGGCGGCAUCUACUGAAUCUUUCUUAAUGUCCAACAUCAACCGACAGGCCGAUAAGCGAGAUUUCCUGACCUCUUUUAAGAAGGUGAUCAUGGCGCCAGUCAAUAUCCUCCCUAGCUUUUCAAGUACCAGAGCGGGCAACAUGAAGCCAGAUCGAGAAUCAGCUGCCAGCGACCCUCCUUCGACACUCAAGAAUCCAAAUCGAUACUCGACCAUUGCCUCGCCAACUACACCGCCUGUACCAGAGCCCCCAACCACUGAACUUGCAGCGAAGGCGGCCAUAAUGAAGACGAAACUGGAGGGAAUCAGCUCUCUCUUCAGCAUCGAAGUUGCUUUAAGCCUCGUCCAUACGGCGAAAGCGGGCUUGGAUCGAGCAGCGCAGUUUGUAAAUCUGGGUGGUGAGACGGGGUCCGCCGUGAAGCAGCAAUGCGAAGCUAUAUUUGUCGCUCUGGUGCGCAUAUUGGGACAUCGCCACCUUAUUGUUGGGUUCAAUAAAGCGGUCGAUCAUCUCUCGAAUUACCGGCCCCGCGAGCAAGGCGAGCGCGACCAGUCUGGCGUUGAACCCCUGGUAACGUUCUUGGAACUGGUGAAUGUUGGCGAUCUCAUCCUCCAAAUGAUUGAUGUGUUUUACGAACAGGAACUGAUCGGCUCGAAGCUGACGGAUCGGAAUGACUUCCUGGACCCAGCUGUGAAGGAGAAGAAGAAGUUCGAGCAGAUCCUCGAUGAGCGCGUUGCCGCUGGACUGAACAAGGGAAUCGAUGUCUUGAUGGAAGAGGUCGACUACAUUCUGGCCACCAGGCAACUAGCCACCGACUUUAACCCCAGCGUAUCCACCGAUCCUCACCGGAAGACCAUGGACGUGAGUGUCACCGAGGCCGCAACGGCGGUGGUUGACGUUGCUUCAUCGCAUACGCGAAUGCUUGUGGGGAGCACGGACAAAAGCACGCUGGACGUCUUCAACCAAGAGGUUGGACUGCGGCUGUUUACUGCUCUUUGCAAACACCUCAAGCGCCAGAGAAUCAGUGUGGAGGGAUCCUUGAAACUCAUUAGCGAUAUGAACUACUACUUCAAAUUCGUCCAGACACUCAAGAAUAACGAGCUUCUGCUCUACUUUAAAGCUUUCCGAGAGCUGUCCCAGAUCUAUCUGAUCGAUCCUUCUGAUGCCAAGGAAUUGGCCACUAUCAUUGCUGAUUCGGGGCGGUUUAACGGGAUCUGGCGCGUUGAGGAGGUGUACGAAUUCGCCGAGCGACGAGAAGACUGGUACCAAGUGAAACGGGAUGUUGAGCGAGCAAUUUCUACAAUUAACAUCCUACUUACUACCUUCUUGGUACCAUAUCAUAAAGACCAGCGGAUAUCAGAUCUAUUGGCCGAAAAGAGCAUAAAAACUACAGUCAUCAUCAUCACCGUCUCAUCAGCCGCCACGCCGACAGCCCCGCAUCCCCCGUCGUAUACCUCCCCGGAGGUAUUCAGAGACGACGUCCUCACUACCAGUAAUGGGUAUCGCAAAGCCCACAAUGCAACACAGUUACUCUGGAACGAGACGUUGAGUAAAUAUGCCCGGGAUUGGGCAGAGGGAUGUAAAUGGGAGCAUUCGCACAUGAGAAAGCCAGAACCAGAUACUAAUAUCAUUGAUAUGAUCAAGCACGGUCCAUACGGCGAAAACCUCGCCUUCGGAUACCCCGAAGCCUCAGCAGCCAUCGCAGGCUGGGGCGACGAAGGCCAACAUUACGAUUUCCGAAAACCUACCGGCUUCAGUGAAGAAACGGGCCAUUUCACACAGCUGGUAUGGCGUGCCACGAGACAGGUGGGCUGCGCGGCAGUGGACUGCGGAUACAGUGCGGAUGAAGACGACGGCAGGAAGAAUGCAUCGGGCCAGUACUAUCGCAGGGCGCAGGGAUGGUAUGUGGUUUGUGAGUACUUGCCUCCGGGGAAUGUGUUGGGAGGAAGUAAAGCCAUGGGUGGGGAGAAGGGUUUCUUCAAGGUGAAUGUGCAGCCGUCAAGUACGUAUUCUGGACCGUGGACGACAACGGACGAUGGUACCACCGAGACGACUACGACGGCAAGCGGUGCGGCUGGUCAGAAUAGGGUUUCUCAGAGGUUGAUUGGAUGGCUGGUGGUGCUAGCUGUGAUGUCCUUAUGGUAUUUAUGA
Molecule: messenger RNA, 3501 nt
Organism: Aspergillus tanneri
Lineage: Eukaryota; Fungi; Ascomycota; Eurotiomycetes; Eurotiales; Aspergillaceae
Gene: RCY1
Product: F-box protein: endocytic membrane traffic, recycling ReCYcling 1
Exons: 6
Coding region: 1-3501 (1166 amino acids)
Biological process (GO): Golgi to plasma membrane transport; exocytosis
Cellular component (GO): exocyst; cytoplasm; extracellular region
Molecular function (GO): protein binding
Source: RefSeq, a predicted model, not a curated record